GCCCCUUCCGGCGGCGCGACGGUCACGCCCCUUCCGGCGGGACGUUGGUCACGCCCCCUCCCGGAGGUCUCCCUUCCGUGCCGGUGGGGCGGAGCGGCAUGGGGGUCACCUGCGUGGCGCAGAUGCCGGUGGCGGAGGGGAAGAGUGUCCAGCAGACGGUGGAGAUCCUGACGCGGAAGCUGGAGGUGCUGGGGGCCGAGAAGCAGGGCACCUUCUGCGUGGACUGCGAGACCUACCACACCGCCGCCUCCACCAUCAGCAGCCAAGGGCAGACAGGCAAGUUGAUGUAUGUGAUGCACAACUCCGAAUAUCCCCUCAGCUGCUUCGCUCUCUUUGAAAACGGUCCCUGCCUCAUAGCAGAUGCCAACUUUGAUAUCCUUAUGGUGAAGUUGAAAGGCUUCUUCCAAAAUGCCAAGGCGAACAAGAUAGAGAGCCGGGGCACCCGCUACCAGUACUGCGACUUCUUGGUGAAGGUGGGCACGGUUACAAUGGGGCCCAGCGCCCGUGGGAUAUCUGUGGAGGUGGAGUACUGCCCCUGUGUGAUAGCCAACGACUGCUGGAACCUGCUCAUGGAGUUCAUGCAGAGCUUCAUGGGGAACCACACUCCCGGCAUCCCAUCCGUUUUUGGCACCAAGCACGACAGCGUCUACAGCCCAGCGGACACGAUGGUUCAGUACAUGGAGCUGUUCAACAAGAUCCGCAAGCAGCAGCAGGUGCCUGUAGCGGGGAUCAGAUGAAAGGACUCCCUGGAGCCUGGUUUAGAGAGACUGCAUCCUCUUUUCUGCCUGCCCAUCUGGAUCAAGAGUCCCUCCAAAAAGCAGCGCUGGAGGCAGCCCAAGGUGGUUUUUUUGUUGUGGUUUUGUUGUGGUUGGUUUUUUUUCCCCUUCUCAAUCUCUUUCCUCUGUUUCAAAGCAAAGGUCUUGAAUGCUACGCAUGUUUCUUGUUGUCCUUCAUGUCUCUGAGCGUUUCUGAGAUCAGGCCCGUGGUUCUCUUGGUUCUUAGAUCAGUGCUUCACGCAGGGGAUUGCUGUUUGUCGGCAGGAGGAGGGAAAAGGAGAAAUUCCAGCCAAAUGCACCCAAGGGCAGAGUUUCCUUGACUGCAAACAGCUACAUGAGAGAUGUUUUUUAAAAUUUUCUUUUAGAUAUCCACGUGAAAGUGUCUUGUUGUUUUUCACCAAAAUAAAACACUGAAUUUUGUGAGGA
Molecule: messenger RNA, 1202 nt
Organism: Phalacrocorax carbo (great cormorant)
Lineage: Eukaryota; Metazoa; Chordata; Aves; Suliformes; Phalacrocoracidae
Source: RefSeq, a predicted model, not a curated record